AUGCCCAGCUCAUCCCCAAGAAGUGAUCGAGCCCUCCAGGCUCCAGAGAUGGAUCUGUCCUACAGAUCCACCAUCUCCAUCUAUAAGAGUAUCCUGGAGCAGUUCAACCCUGCGCUGGAGAACCUGGUGUACCUGGGGAACAACUACCUGCGUGCCUUCCACGCAUUAUCCAAAGCAGCUGAAGUGUACUUUAAGGCAAUUGAGAAGAUUGGGGAGCAAGCUCUGCAGAGCUCCACCUCACACAUGCUGGGUGAAAUUCUUAUGCAGAUGUCUGAUAUGCAGAGGUUACUGAGCUCUGAUUUGGAGGUUGUGGCUCAGACCUUUCACGUGGACCUGCUGCAGCACAUGGAGAAGAACAGCAAAAUGGAUGUGCAGUUCAUCAGUGAGAGCCAGAAGCACUAUGAGCUGGAGUACCAGCGCAGAGCCACCAACCUGGAUAAGUGCAUGGCAGAGCUGUGGAGAAUGGAGAGGGCUCGUGAUAAAAACACACGGGAGAUGAAGGAGAAUGUGAUGCGACUGCGCUCAGAGAUGCAGGUGUUCGUCGCUGAGAGCCAGAGAGAGGCUGAGCUGGAGGAGAAACGCCGCUACCGCUUCUUGGCUGAAAAGCACCAGAUGCUCUACAACACUCUCCUCCAGUUUUACAGCAGGGCUCGGGGUAUGAUCCAGAACAAGGCACCACGAUGGAAGGAGCAGCUGGAGGCCAGCCGCAACCCCUCAAACAGCCACUCACAGGGUCUGCUCGCAGCCUCCCACGGCCAGGGGUAUCCAUCAGGACGGCUCACACCCACUCACCUUGAGAUGCCCCAGAGACCCCUCGGGGACUUUGCCUCUUCUGUGACUGGCAGUAGAUCCAGCAUCUUCUCUCCAGACCCUCCAGAAAUGAGACUGUCUCCUCAGCCGGAGUCUCCCAGGCAGCCACUGAGGAGGACACCAUCAGCCAGUUUGCUCCCUACAGGCCGUACUUCCCGUUCGGGUUCCUUCAGCAAGGCCAGCAGUGGCAGCGAGGGCAGGAAGAGGAGUGGCAUGGCAAAAGUGCAGGCUAUCGUGCCCCACGCCACGGGUGCCAACCGGACUCUGCUACGGUUUGACCCCGGGGAUGUCAUCACGGUGCUGAUGCCGGAUGCACAGAAUGGAUGGCUGUAUGGAAAACUGGAGGGCUCGUCCACGUGUGGCUGGUUCCCUGAAGCUUAUGUCAAGCCUCUGGAGGAUGCGCGGGAGAUGGAAGAGCCAGACACCAGGUCUUUCCCACUGCGAAGCAGUCACAGUAUGGAUGACAUCCUGGACCGUCCCAGCACUCCCUCCUCUAGCAAUUACUGGCCUGCUGCUGCCCAGCCCAGUGUGCCGAACCCACCUCCCCUCUCGGUGGGCGCCAGCAGUCACCAGAGUGGGGCAGUCACCCCAGUCAGUUCUGGCUCCAAGAAAUCAGGAGUAUUUGACCAGCCCCCUGAACUCUUCCCACGAGGUACCAACCCCUUUGCCACAGUCAAGCUGCGUCCCACAGUCACCAAUGACCGCUCAGCACCCAUCAUUCGAUGAGGCAGGGUUGCAGAUAUUGAAGAAUUUCAGCAGAGAAGGAGGAAGAGGAC
Pipra filicauda (Wire-tailed manakin) is the source of this 1586-nucleotide messenger RNA. It is a transcript of the gene BAIAP2L2, whose product is annotated as BAR/IMD domain containing adaptor protein 2 like 2. NCBI's taxonomy places the organism in Eukaryota, Metazoa, Chordata, Aves, Passeriformes, Pipridae. Bases 1 to 1536 code for a protein of 511 amino acids. Gene Ontology annotation, biological process: positive regulation of actin filament polymerization; actin crosslink formation; actin filament bundle assembly. The transcript has 15 exons. Gene Ontology annotation, cellular component: nucleoplasm; cytosol. The record is from RefSeq and is a predicted model, not a curated record. Gene Ontology annotation, molecular function: protein binding.